This is a messenger RNA of Cryptomeria japonica (Japanese cedar), 1437 nucleotides long. RefSeq names its product tetraketide alpha-pyrone reductase 2. Lineage: Eukaryota; Viridiplantae; Streptophyta; Pinopsida; Cupressales; Cupressaceae. The transcript has 6 exons. The record is from RefSeq and is a predicted model, not a curated record. Bases 131 to 1108 code for a protein of 325 amino acids. Gene Ontology annotation, molecular function: oxidoreductase activity, acting on the CH-OH group of donors, NAD or NADP as acceptor.
UUACUGUAAGCUGGACUACACCCAAAAAGAAUGGUAUGCAUUUGUUCGCCUGAACAUCUGUAAUUGUUGUAAAUACGCUUGUGGAGUUGUUAUAGUUGAAGCUUAUUGGGUUCAAGUUUUUGAGUGAUCAAUGACAGAAAAUGGUAAGGAGAUGUGUGUGACAGGAGGCACAGGAUUCAUUGCUGGUUUUCUCAUUCGUGCUCUGCUCAACAAGGGUUACUCUGUUCGCACAACUGUUCGCAAUCCAGAUAAUGUGGAGAAGGUAGGGUAUCUAUGGGAUCUGCCUGGUGCAAAGCAGAGGCUUAAAAUAGUGAAAGCAGAUCUGGUAGAUGAAGGCAGCUUUGAUGAAGCAGUAAAUGGUGUGGAUGGGGUGUUUCAUACUGCUUGCCCUGUUGUAGUACCAAAUGAUCACAACAUCAAGGAGACCUUCCUUGAUCCUGCUGUGAAUGGCACUCUCAAUGUCUUCAAGUCUUGUUCAAGAUCACCCUCUGUAAAGAGGGUGGUGCUUACAUCCUCCUGCUCAGCUAUCAGAUAUAACUACAAUACUCAAGAGCUUUCUCCUUUAGAUGAGUCCCAUUGGAGCAAUCCAGAAUACUGCAAACAGUAUAAUCUUUGGUAUGCAUAUGCAAAAACUACUUCUGAGAAAGAGGCGUGGAAGUAUGCAGAGGAGCAGAGGCUCGAUUUGGUUGUGGUAAACCCAUCAUUUGUUGUUGGACCACUUAUUGCACCUGAACCUACCAGCACUCUCGACUUUAUCCUGAACAUAAUAAAAGGGGGAAAUAACAGAACAUACCCAAAUUUCAGGGUGGGCUUUGUUGACAUUGGUGAUGUAAUAUCAGCACAUAUACUGGCUAUGGAGGCACCAUCAGCAUCAGGGAGAAUUAUAUGCUCUGGUGAUGUUGCUCACUGGGAAGAAAUUGUGAAGAUGCUCAAGGAAAAAUAUCCCAUGUACCCAAUUGCAGACCAGUGUGGAACAGAGCAAGGCAAUGCGCUACCUCAUACAAUGAAUACUGCUAAGAUCAGAAGCCUUGGAUUUGGCAACUUUAAAAGCAUAGACCAAAUGUUUGAAGACUGCAUUAGAAAUUUCCAAGAGAAGGGGCUACUCUAGAAUCUGCCUUGAAUGCCAAUAAGAACUGUAAUUUUACAGGAAGACUUCUAUACUUCUGCCUUAUUGAAAAGUUUGAUUAAUGUGUAUUGAAGCACUGACGAAUAAGGUAUGCAAAAUAUUUGAAUUAUAGCUUACACAUGAAGUACACAAAUUGGAUAAUCUGUUGGAAGUACAAGAGUUGUAUGCAUAUUGCAGGAACAUGAACUCGGCAAAAACUUCACAAGGUCAGUGGAAAAGUUCUUCAAAACUUAUCGAUUAAAAAAUAUAUAGAUGUAAUGGUGAAAGCAUGUACAUAUCCUUUUAUCUAUGUUUUGUGUCUAUUUUGAUUA